Sceloporus undulatus (fence lizard) is the source of this 921-nucleotide messenger RNA. It is a transcript of the gene PDCL2, whose product is annotated as phosducin like 2. Bases 87 to 812 code for a protein of 241 amino acids. Gene Ontology annotation, cellular component: cytoplasm. NCBI's taxonomy places the organism in Eukaryota, Metazoa, Chordata, Lepidosauria, Squamata, Phrynosomatidae. The record is from RefSeq and is a predicted model, not a curated record. The transcript has 6 exons. Gene Ontology annotation, biological process: protein folding.
CUGUAUGUAGGUCAGGUCUCAUCUUUCAAAGCACUAGAGAGUCGGUUAAUGGGAAAUUUCAUUUGCUGCCUACGAGGGAAGCUAACAUGCAGGUCAGAGAAGUUGAACAAGAUGACAUAUCUGAGGAUCCAAAUGAAGAUACAGAAUGGAAUGACAUUUUAAGAGAUUUUGGGAUUCUGCCCCCAAAAGAAGAGGUUAAGGAUGAAGUCGAAGAAAUGGUUUUACGUUUACAAAAAGAAGCUGAAGUGAAGCCAUAUGAAAGAAUGAAUCUGAAACAACUCAAAGAAGCUGAAGAUGACUUUGAUGAAGAAGAUAGGAAAGCUGUUGAAAAGUACAGGAGACAACGUUUAGAAGAAUUAAAAUCUUUACAGAAGAGGCAAAGAUAUGGAGAACUUAUAGAAAUUUCUGGACAGCAGUAUGUGAAAGAAGUUACAAAUGCACCAAAAGACGUAUGGGUUGUCAUCCAUCUAUACAGAUCAAGCAUUCCAGCGUGUUUAUUGGUUAAUAGACACCUCAGCUUGCUGGCCACAAAGUUUCCAGAAGCCAAGUUUGUGAAGGCCAUUGCCAACAGCUGUAUCGAAAACUACCAUGACAAAUGCCUACCCACAUUGUUUGUAUAUAAAAAUGGAGAAGUAAAGGCCAAGUUUAUUGGAAUUGCAGAAUGUGGAGGAACACAACUUACAGUUGAAGAACUUGAAUGGAAGUUGGCAGAGGUUGGUGCUGUAAAAACUGAUUUAGAAGAAAAGCCCAAGAAGGAUGUUGUGGACAUGCUGGCUUCUUCACUCAGAAAGGCCUCUAUAAAUUAUAACUAGACAAGAAGUACUAGGGCUUGCAAUGAGACAGAUGCUGCUUAUGCAGGAAAAAUACUUGAAAGAAGGAGCUGACAACCAAUCAUUUAUAUUGGGUCAAAUAGCAUUUAAU